This is a messenger RNA of Thlaspi arvense, 972 nucleotides long. The record is from the annotation of a GenBank genome assembly. Lineage: Eukaryota; Viridiplantae; Streptophyta; Magnoliopsida; Brassicales; Brassicaceae.
AUGGGAAGGCCAAAACCAGAUAACUCAAUUCGACAUUUCAGCCAUCCACAUCCACUGUUCCACACAUCCCUCAAUCCACAAGAUCGUUCUUCUUCCUCUUGUUGCGUGGUUUGCAAGCUAAAACUCCUCAGUCUUCCUUCAUACACAUGUAAACCCUGUAACUUCCACAUACACCUAAAAUGUUCCGAGUUACCUCAAAAAAUCAGACACCCUUUCGACAAGAACCAUCUCCUCUCUCUGAUCCCGACUCCCAAAUACCAAGAAGGACGAUUCCGCUGCGACGCUUGCGGAAAAGACGGUGACGGAUUCGCUUACCAUUGCGGAGAUUGCGGAAUCGAUCUUCACACGGUUUGUGCCAACAUGCCUUCUCGAGUCACGCACCAGUCUCACCCUCACCACCAACUUUCUCUAACGUUUUCCGUUCUGCCGCCGGGCGAAGCCAGAUCCGCUGCUACGGCGGUCAGCUUCCGCUGCAGCGUCUGCGGAGGUCUCGGGUGUGAUUCAUGGCUCUAUAGCUGCAAAGAGUGUGGUGGAUUCGAUGCUCAUUUGUUGUGUGCUAGAAGAAAACUAGCUACUCCAACAAGUUUGGUCAAACAUGGUGUAAACCGGACGCAACCGCAGUUUAUCGCUACGACGCCGUUUGUCAAUGUUCCUAGUCCGGUUAUCAAUAAUCCGUUUCCUUUGGUCGUGCCCACGACGAGUCCUGUGAUUAGACCUAUGAUUACUGAGAUGAUUAAUAAUCUUGUAAACAAUACGCCGCAAAAUCCAAGCCAAGUCUCUCAGCUUCUUGAUUUGCUCGGACCAAUGGGAAUGGGCGGUGGUGGACCGGUUGAUGGAUCCGGUUCAUCUGCGUCUUCCGGUUUUCUCGGGUUCGAUCCGUCGGUUUUCUCAUCUGUUGACCCGUCGGUGUUUGCUGGAUUUGAUCCUUCCUUGCUUUCUACGUUGUUCUCCGGACUUGAUUUUUUAUCCUAA